UUUAAAGAUUAACUUCCGUAGCAACAAAAAUGUCAAAUAAAGACGUUGACGCUAUUCCAAUCAAAACAAUUACUAAAAAAAAAGGAUUGCCAAGUAUUUCAACGAACCCUGAUACUGAAACAGUAGAAGAUAGUGUACCUGUCAAACGGAAGAAAAGAAGAACGCCAGUAGAUGCCGAUAAAGUUGAAGCUCCCACUACCGAUAACCGUAGUAGUAACGAGAACAAGCCAACACCUAGAAAAAGACGUCAGCCAACAAAUCAAGCUACUACUGCUGAGGAAAGCACACCAGUUUCUUUAACUGCAGAUAAACCUGUCAAAAAAAAGAAACCAAAAGCUGCCAGCAAAGAGCCUUCGGAUGCUACAGCUAGUCCUUCUGCAGGGGAGGCUAAUCAAACUAAGGAAGGACAAGGCAGUAAAACAAGCUUGAUCACAAGAGAUGAUGACACCCCCAGAAAAAAACAGCCCAGGAAGAAGAAAAAGGCAAAGAAAUCUGAAGCAGUUGCAGAUGAAUUUGGUGAUACCCCUUGGGCAGAAGAUUUGAGAACCAUGAGAGAAGAUAUCAUCUCAGCUGACAGUCAGGUCAAAGAGGAGCAAGAGCUCGGAGAUACAGUGGAAGAGAAGAAACAGCCCAUUUCAUUUAUCACCCCACAAGUACUGCGUAGCCAGCCUUUGGAUAAAAUUUUUAUUGAGACCAGCAAUAGAUUCAAGGGACAGAACAAGAGCACUUUGUCACGGCAGCAGUUUGUAGAGACAUUCCGGCCCAUUGAACCAAAGCCCAUCUCCAGAACCACCACCAUCGACUUCGCCAUCGCUUCCCACAAGAUCUUCAGAGUGGUCACCCUUUUCCUACAGGGACUUACUGCGGGCUUAUCCUUGUGGCACAUGGUGAUGAUCUACGUGCUGUCUUCCUUUUCCAGCGAUGACUUCCUGCAACACUACUAUCGUGUCUCCAUGCCUUUACAUUGUUCUUAUUACUUCCUGUUGAUAAUUUUGACUGUAUCAGCCUGCGACAGAUUCGACUUAGGCAAUCCUACCAGAAGAUUUCUGCUCAGAGCAUUCACCUUGCAGAAUGGAGCUGUUGCCAUCAUCUUCAGUCUAGUGGCCUUAAUUCUAAAUGUUGUCCUUAUCAAGUAUGAUGAUAGAAUGUAUUUGUAUAAGGAGUUCACUGACCUAUAUUCAAGUGAAUCGGAAAAAGCCAGUGACAUCUCAACAUUCCAGUCUAUCAACACAGCUCGAAGUGCAUUCAUCAUUCUGACUUGGCUUGUCUUGUCACUAACGCCUGGCUCAGACAGGCUGGGUAAAAACUUAAGGUCAGGAGAAACUGGCCUGGAAAGAGACCAUGACCUGGACAAAGUUUCAGCGGCCUAACAGAGUCUCUGUGACUCCUCUCUCUACCUCUUCGUCAUCCCGGAAGUCUUGUCGACCUAUUUGUAUAAAAUCCACAAAUUCUGUACAUUUUCAAGUGCAUAAUGUUUAUACAUGUUAUGUAACACUGAGAAAUGUUAAAUCUGUGAUAUUUCCUAACCUGAGCUUAUUUUGUUCAGCUGGUUAGUUGUUUGUUUUUUAUUCCAGAGCAUGAAUGAUAGCAAUGGACAUUUUUUGGGAGGGAAAUUUUAUUGUACCAAAUAAUAAGUUGGCUAACUGUAUUUUUUUUUUCAUGUUUAGAUGGCUACUGUUAAUAUAUAAACGGUAAUUAAUUCUCAAUCUAAUAUUUGGAUACUUCACCAGCGAUGUCCAGAAACUUUAGUGAACAGGCACUGGAACAGCUCAACAGAAAAUAUAUAUUGGGUUGUUUAUUCUAUACUUGGCUUUUUUUCUUUUUGCAUAUCUAAUGUAUAUAGAUUUAGUAGAUUUGAUAUAAAUUUUUUUGCUUCAAAAAAAAAAAAAAAAAGAAGAAGAAAGGAGGAGAUAUGAUUGUGAAGACUUCCUUUCUUCUUGUAUAAAACUUGAUUGGUAGAAUUUGGCAGUAGUUUUUUUUUCCAUAAUCUUGUACAUCACAUAGUAAAAAAUCAAAUACCCAGUUUUAAAUAUAAUUUUUUUUUAUUUGUUGGUCUUGCAUUUUUUUCAUAAUACACUAGUUACCUUUCAAUUAGAGAAAGUCUCAAGAAUGUAAAUCAUUUGUUCUUCUAUUACUUGUGAGCUAUUUUACUAUUUUAUACCCCUGCUCGUUCUUUAAAGUUGGAAUCUCAUGGCUGCAUGAAUGUAUUCUUAUUUUGAAGAAACUGCAUCAUUUUCUUUUUUUGUUCUCUGUAUUUUAUUAGCAAUUUUAGUUUAGUAACUGUUAAAUUAUAUGAUUCAUGUUAGUUUUAUGCUUUAUCUUCAUUGUUAUGAGAAAUUACUAGUACAUUCAAUUUUUAAUCAUAUUCAAUUGUAUAUACUAUACCAUUAAAUAUUAACAUAGACGGUUUCAAAGGAAUAUUUAAUAAUAAAAAUAAUCUUUUUUGAUCCAUUAAGAAAUGUGUCUCACACUUUGUGCAUUACACCAAUUUUGAGACCAGUUCUUUUACUCAAGUCUACCUUAAUUGUUUUGGACAAGUAAAUUUUAAAAUGUAUAUGUCUGUCUUGUGACUGAUUAAUUGGUGCUUAUCACUGUUUAUCAUCAUUGAAAUAAACCCCUUUUUUUUUUUAUUUGUCUCUUACUAAGGCUUUUGUUGUAUGUUAGUUUGCCUUUUUUGAAAAUUUUUUGUUUUUAUUUCAAUAGAUGUCAGUUACAUGCGCCAGAUACUGUGCGAACCAGAAACUUGGUUGAAAGUUUGUCAACAAAUGAGCCUGUUACAUUCUGAUUAUAGUGUUUGUCAAACAAAAUUAGAUCAUUUUUAACAAGUUUUUUGUGUCUUUAUCGUGGUUUCUGUAGCAGUAAUUUAGUGAUAUGAGGUUGCUAGCUUUUAUCUGGGUUUGGGACCAGCAAAAUCAGUGAAGUUUUGUGUCCUAAAUGUUGAUAAAGUUCCCCUUUCAGAUAAUAUGGUCUAUAGGGCAGAUGAAGUAAAGGUCAUCUGUUUCUGUGUCCCACAGUCAGCAAUGGUGUCAUGUGGCCAGAAUAAUGACCAACCACCUUUACUUUUUUGGUAACCUGUAGACAAGCAACUUAAAAGAUCCCGAAAUAAAAAAUCCCAGUCUUCACCAGGUUUUGAAUCCGGGACCAUCAGGUGGAGAAGCCAAGCACUUUAAAUUACCAUUCAGCCACCACACCUAGAAUGUUGAUAAUUAUCAUCAAAUUACAUUUUUUUGUUCCUUUUCUGAAAACAAAAUUGUUUUACCCAGAUACAGUUGUUUUUUUUAACAGCGUCAGACAUUUAUGUUCACUGAAACUGAGUAAUCAUAAGUUUUAUUGCGGCCAUAACUUGAUUCCGUCCAGUGAUAUCUUUGAUUGUUUUGUACAAUAAACUCUGUACAUGAUUGAA
Messenger RNA from Biomphalaria glabrata, 3403 nucleotides. Its product is annotated as transmembrane protein 237-like. The transcript has 6 exons. Gene Ontology annotation, cellular component: ciliary transition zone. The coding region runs from base 30 to 1370 and encodes 446 amino acids. The record is from RefSeq and is a predicted model, not a curated record. NCBI's taxonomy places the organism in Eukaryota, Metazoa, Mollusca, Gastropoda, Planorbidae. Gene Ontology annotation, biological process: cilium assembly.